Lethenteron reissneri (Far Eastern brook lamprey) is the source of this 3057-nucleotide messenger RNA. RefSeq names its product WAS/WASL-interacting protein family member 1-like. The record is from RefSeq and is a predicted model, not a curated record. Gene Ontology annotation, biological process: plasma membrane phospholipid scrambling. Gene Ontology annotation, molecular function: phospholipid scramblase activity. NCBI's taxonomy places the organism in Eukaryota, Metazoa, Chordata, Hyperoartia, Petromyzontiformes, Petromyzontidae. Gene Ontology annotation, cellular component: plasma membrane.
AUGCACGCCAUCACUAUCCAACCCGCUCCCUUCGGCCACCUCGAGCGCGAGAGGCACAUCGACAGGCUGCUGCUGCUGCGGCGGCGGCGGUGCGGGAGGACGCGGGGCACGACGCGGUCGGGCAGGGGGGCAGCAGCAGCCCGCAGCCUGAGCACGACUCGCAUCGCUGAAGAUGACUUCGAGGAGGAAGAGGAGGAGGAGGAAGAGGAGGAUGGUGGUGGCGGUGGCGGUGAAGGGGGAAGUGACAAUGGACGCGGCAGCGAAGGUGGAGAGUUUGAGAGCAGCUUCGGAGGGGGCGAGCGACGAUGCUGGGCUUGUGCGCGUCCCCUCGGUGAUCCCCUCGGUGGCCCCCGCUAUGGCCCCCACGGUGGCCCCCACGGUGGCCCCCUCGGUGGUCCCCUCGGUGGCCUCCACGGUGGUCCCCUCGGUGGCUCCCUCGGUGGUCCCCUCGGUGGCUCCCUCGGUGGCCCCCGCUAUGGCCCCCACUGUGGCCCCCACGGUGGUCCCCACUGUGGUCCCCACUGUGGCCCCCUCGGCGGCUGUCGGGGUGACCCCCCGGUGCACACGAAGCAGCCGGCACCCGGGAGGGGUCCCGCGGCUCCGGGCUCCCUUCUCCGCGGCUCCCCGAACGCGGUGGCCCCGCUGACUCAGCUCCACGAGGAGGCGAUGCGGGUCGCCUGUCCCUACCACCAUCACCACGCAGCAGCAGCUGCACCAGCAGCUGCACCAGCAGCAGCAGCAGCUGCACCAGCAGCAGCAGCUGCACCAGCAGCAGCAUCAGCGGUAGGAAGAGCAGCAGCAUCAGCAGCAGCGCCAACAGCACCACCACCACCACCAGCGUGGACAACAGCUGUACCAGUAGCAACAGCAGCAGCAGCAUCAUCAACAGCAGCAGCAGCAGCACCACCACCACCAGCGUGGACAACAACUGUACCAGCAGCAGCAUCACCAACAGCAUCAGCGGUAGGAAGAGCAACAUCAGCAUCAGCAGCAGCAUCACCAACAGCAUCAGCAGCAGCAUCAUCAGCAGCACCAGCGUGGACAAGAGCUGUACCAGUAGCAGCAGUGCGCUUAGAGAGGGAGAGACAUUUGAAAGAAGCUGUCACUCCACUUCAUCCUCCCGCUGCUGCUGCUCUUCCUGCUGCUGCUCUUCCUGCUGUUGAUUAUUCUGCUGCUGCUGAUGAUGAUGAUGCGCUGUCGUCACCACCCCUGCGCCCCCCGCCGUGGCUGUGGUACCCGGAGCGGUGCCAGGAGCGGUGCCCUUGCGGGGCUGCGCUAGCACCGCCACCACUCCCACUCGGGCCCCUCGCGGAGGCCGAGCGGGUGGUGAUCGUGCGUGACGGCAGCCCGUGCGACUGCAGCUGUGAUCCCAGCUACCACUACCAGGUGAAGGGCAAGAGUGGACAGAUCCUCUACACGGCUUCUGAAGAAUUCUCGUGGUGCUGUCUCCACGUGUGCGGGCCGCUGCGCUCCUCUCUGCUCCGCGUCUCGGAGCCCGGCGGGCGCGAGGUGCUGAGGCUGGAGCGGCCCUUCAGGCCCGAGCCGUGCCCCUGCUGCCCCUGCCCCUCCGCGCUGAGACCAGUGAUGAGGGUCUGCUCACCCGAGGGGCAGCUGCUGGGCACGGCGACGCAGAGGAGGAGCAUGUGUGCGCCUCUGCUGGACGUUGUGGACUCCGAGGGGCGUCUCGUGCUGAGCGCGCGCGGGCCCUGCUGUCCGUGCCGCUGGGUGGACGAGCAGAGCUUCACGGUGACGUCGGGAGCACGCCGCGACGCGGGUGUCAUCUGGAAGCGCUGGAGCGGAGCGGAGGGUCAGUGGAGCGGGCAGCGCGACGCCUUUGGGGUCGUCUUCGAUGCGGGUCUGGACGUGAAGUCGAAAGCCCUCCUGUUAGGAGCCAGCUUCCUCGUGAAUCACCUCUACUUCGAGAUGAGUUGAGGAUGCUGAGCCAGAAGUCGAUGGGGGGUGCGGGGGGGGGGGUGCGCCCCCAGCCCCCCCCCCCCCAAGUGCGGGGCCCGGGGCGGUCUCCCCGAAUCGCCAUACUCGAGGGACCGGCUCCGUCUGGCUCCAAAGCCACCCAACAACGUCCCGGAUUGGCCAGAAACAGUGCAACUUUGGUUUACGGAAAGUCUGUCCCAGGUGUGUGUGUGUGUGUGCGUGUGUGUGUCCUUGUCUCCUCCCCCCCACACCCCUGCACCCCACACCCCACACAACAUUCACAACACAACGGUGGGCUCAUUGUCACGCGUUUGUUUCGCGUGACGAACCUCGCUUGCUGUGUCACGCGUGUGCGGAGGGUUGCACGACACAUUUCCAUUUACGCGAUUCGAACCCCAAAAACACCUUUCCCGUGAAUAAGAUUGGUCGCGAAAGGCGCUGCGUGUCGCGAUUACUGCUCUACUAAUACCACUGCCGCGUUAGUAACGUAGCGUUGCGUAGCGUUACGCAUAGUCCGUCGUAGUUGUUAAGUACCAAUGGAGUUUGAACUCAGACUCGCUCCCGUGUGCGAGGACCCCCAGCCGCCCUCCCUCCCCAAGGGGCUUCACCGCUCUCUCUCUCCACGUUCUCCAGAAUGUCGCUAGGACCAGCAGGGCUGGCGGGGGUGGGGGGGUGGGAGUCCUACGGCUCCAGGAGCCGUACGCGAGUGGCUCUUGUGAGUGUCUGGCACUGCUGCUACGUCUCGUAUUCACAGCGUGACAUUGCUAACUCUUGAUAUCUUGAGGGUUUUUUUCAUGUGUACAUAUAUAUACCGAGUUUCGAAAAUCAAAUGCUCACAUCGUCGUUAUUUUUCUUGCUGAAUUUUGCGCUCGGCUGGAUGACUGGCUCGCAGUACGGAUAAUCCGGCGUAAGGCACUACCACUAGAUGGCAAGGUACCCCAAUCCAUAGUAAUAAUAAUAUUAACCCUAUAUUGUUGUAUUCCUUUAUCAGUGCUAUAAUCCUAAGAGGAGAAGGUGAGUGCCGUUUCGUGAAGAUGAUUAGUCGUGGUUAGGUGGAUGUGACGGCUGAGAUUAAGGAGGGUAAUAGACAUGGUGGCCCGGAUGUAUUGUGCCCCCCCCCCCCCC